UCUGAAUGGACCCACCCCCUAAUCAUGUGACCUGCACACGCCCAAAGCUGUAUGUAUGUGCUGACAGUCCCGGAGCCUUCACUGCUAGCAAAGGACAGAGUUGUCACAAUGCCUUCCUGGGUUCCCGCCGUUGGCCUCACACUCUUGCCCCACGUGGGUGGAAUACUAGGAGGGUUAAUCACACGGAAAGAAGUCAAAACGUGGUAUACAACGCUGGUGAAGCCAUCAUGGCGCCCCCCUAACUGGAUGUUUGCACCUGUCUGGACUUCAUUAUAUACUGCCAUGGGGUACGGUUCAUAUCUGAUCUAUAAGGAGCUGGGUGGUUUUACAGAGGAUGCCUUGGUUCCAUUAGGACUCCAUGCUGGCCAGUUGGCACUUAACUGGGCCUGGACCCCCAUCUUCUUUGGUGCUCACAAAAUUGGUUGGGGCCUUGUGGAAAUAGCUGCCCUCACUGGCACAGUUGUGCUCACAACCAUCUCUUGGUACCCAAUUAGCAAAACGGCUGCCUACCUGAUGUUUCCGUAUAUAGCCUGGCUGUCCCUGGCCACUUCCUUGAACUAUGUCAUAUGGAGGGACAACAAGGAGAAGCCAGAAUAGAAGGAACCUGCCGGAGUGAACUACACUAAACCAAGGACAAAGACUUGUUUUUUUUAAUGGCCAUGUUACCUUUUACAUUAUAAUGAAGGUCUCUUUGGAAGUCAAAAACCAGCACAACAUUAGAAAAGUGAUUUGAAUGUUUCAAACCAAUAAAUAUUGCCUUAACUUUGUGUGUUUGAGAACAAAUGGAAAAAUAAAGGACUUUUUUUGUGUUUCUGUAUAUUAGAAAA
Rana temporaria (common frog) is the source of this 827-nucleotide messenger RNA. It is a transcript of the gene TSPO, whose product is annotated as translocator protein. The coding region runs from base 52 to 597 and encodes 181 amino acids. The transcript is spliced from 4 exons. The record is from RefSeq and is a predicted model, not a curated record. Lineage: Eukaryota; Metazoa; Chordata; Amphibia; Anura; Ranidae. Gene Ontology annotation, cellular component: mitochondrial outer membrane.